GUAGAAAGGGGGAGACAAAUGUAAUUUCUGCUGCAUCUGGCCCUCAGCCCUCUGACCAACCCAAUCCACAGCUGUCUCUCGCAGGAAGCCUACAUGAGAGAGAAAGCAGAAGUAGUCUAGAGUAUUGUUUUUUUUUUAUUUUUUGGGGAGAAAAGUUGUGAGUGUGUCAGUGUCAGCAUGGCCGGGGGCUCGGUGUCUGAGUGUAAGGAGUACUUGUUCAAAGUGCUGGUGAUCGGGGAAUUAGGCGUCGGGAAAACCAGCAUCAUCAAACGCUACGUGCACCAGCUUUUCUCGCAGCACUACAGGGCGACGAUCGGAGUCGACUUUGCACUUAAAGUGAUCAACUGGGACAGCAAAACGCUGGUCCGGUUACAACUGUGGGACAUCGCAGGUCAGGAACGAUUUGGGAAUAUGACACGGGUGUAUUACAAAGAGGCUGUGGGGGCAUUCGUGGUGUUCGAUGUGACAAGAGGCUCCACGUUUGAGGCUGUUUCUAAGUGGAAGCAUGACCUGGACAGCAAGGUGAAACUGGCUAAUGGCAACCCCAUACCCUCAGUGCUGCUCGCCAAUAAAUGCGACCAGAAGAAAGAGACCACCAACAACAUGGCCCUAAUGGACAAUUUCUGCAAAGAGACUGGCUUUCUGGGUUGGUUUGAAACCUCAGCUAAGGACAACAUCAACGUGGACGAGGCAGCGCGUUUCCUGGUAGAGAAUAUCUUGGCUAACGACAAAGGUUUGCCGUAUGAGGAGAGCAAUGGAGACCGGAUCAAACUGGACCAGGAGACUGUGCCUGCAGAGAGCAAAUCGGGCUGCUGCUAACACUCAAUAUAUUCUCAUUAGCCAACCCAUGCCCCCAGCCUGUGGCUCCAGCCCUUUACAGCAGCCUUAGGGAGGAGUUUGAAUUGUGGGUUCUUAAAAGAUUUAGGAACUUCUCCUCUCUGCACUAAUGCCCAUUUGACCUGCACAUCAAAGUUUUUCAUUGUAGCUUUUCCUAGGCCAGAAUAGAAGCCUGAUUUUUUUAUCUUGAUAGGCUCCCGAAUAUUUUCAGCCUCUAUCAUGCUGUGUGUCCUUCACCUCCAAACCACAGGAUCUUUAUCAUUGUAUCUUUCUCAGCACACUUUUUCCUGACUGUAUGUUCCACCGUGAUGAACCGCACCCUCCACACUCAAACCUCUGUUGCCUCAACUGCCCUGAAACCCUGAACUGUACCACACCUGACAAAAGGGGCAAACUCCUCUGCCACUCUUUGGUCUAUUCCUUCUCUGUAGCCCUUUAUUUGUGUUGGGGUCAUUCACUAUUUGUCUGUGAGAUGAGACACUUGUUGGGUGUUUGUGAAGUUUUUCUUUAGAUAAAAUAGAUCUCCCUUAAACAGAUAUUUUUCAGUGUGUUCAUGGUUAUGUCUCCAACUGUACUCAUAUUAGACUACUGUGGAAAAAGUAAGCAUAUGGGCAUCAGUUAAGCAUUAUCAAAGUGUUAUUGUAUUUUAUAUCGCUGUAUAAAAGUGUUGUCUUAUGCUACGUUUUCUCUGGCAAUGUGCUAUAAUACAGUUUUGUCUUAUUCUCAUAAGAGGCUGGGUCACACUCAAACAAGGACACAGAUGGGCAAUAUAGUAAUUCAGAAAACUCUAACUAAAAAUGGUACUAUAUGAGACACUGAAAAAUCUUUGUUUGAUUGUCUUUCCACUGGUAUGAAAAUGUAGAUCUGAUUUACAGUAUGUAUUUUUAAAACAUGUUGGGUCAUGCAUUAUAUAUCUGGUGAGAUAUCACAAAAACAGAGGACUACACUCUGUUGUAUAUAAGGGUUGUAAUCUGUUAAAGUGUUAAACUGUUUUUUUAACAUGGAGUUGAAAUUAAGUUUACAUGUGAAAAUACUUUAAA
This is a messenger RNA of Scomber japonicus (chub mackerel), 1877 nucleotides long. It is a transcript of the gene rab32a, whose product is annotated as RAB32a, member RAS oncogene family. Bases 178 to 819 code for a protein of 213 amino acids. Gene Ontology annotation, biological process: vesicle-mediated transport. The transcript is spliced from 3 exons. Gene Ontology annotation, cellular component: vesicle; Golgi apparatus; trans-Golgi network. The record is from RefSeq and is a predicted model, not a curated record. Gene Ontology annotation, molecular function: GTPase activity; GTP binding. NCBI's taxonomy places the organism in Eukaryota, Metazoa, Chordata, Actinopteri, Scombriformes, Scombridae.